GCUUUCUUUCAUAUCCUGUUUCUGAUCGUUCAAUCUACACUUUCAACACCAUAAACUAUCCUCAAAAUGGGCGUCAAACGAACCCGCAGCCAGACAAACGCCUCAAAGCCUGAAGAAACGCGGGCAACCACCCCGCAGCAAGCCAACCCACCCUCCGCCUCUGAAGAUGAUGUCGCAAUCCCUCGACCCGCCAAGAAGGCCAAAUCCCAAAAACCCAUGUCGAAGAAAGAUCCCACGCCAAACAAGCUAUACAAAGACACCUUGAAGCAAAUCGACAAGAAAUUCGCCGGUAUGCUGAAGCGGUACAAGCCCAACCCAACCCCAUUCUCGGGCAUAACAUCCGACGACUUCGCGGCCGUAAUGAGCAGCUUCAUCCCACAAGCCCAAAAACUAGCCCUAACCUCCCCGAUCCUCGCCUUCAACCUCGUCCUGGACCUCGGGGAGCACGCGUACGGCGACCUCGACGCCACCGUGAAAGCCAGCGGGUUCGGGGAGACGGACGAGCCAUACGGCAAACUCGACGCAGUUCUCGUGACGCUGAUAAACGCGCGCGUGGAGCUCGACGAGAACAAAGGGUUGAUUCCGGGAGAGGUGUAUAAAGUGGAGCCGCCGCACAGGGAGGUAGGGGAAGGGCAACGGGCGUUAAGCGCGGCGUUGAAGAAGGGGAUGUCGGCGCGGAAGAGACGGCCGAAUAAGCAGGAAUGGGGAUGGAUUGACAAAGCGCGGCGGGAGGAUCUGAAGGCGCUGUUUGAGAAGAGGAGGGUUAGGAGGGAGGAGGCGGUGGAUUGGGUGGGGAAUGCGUUGAAUGAUCUGUUGGAGACGGGGGGGAGGAUUGAUGAGUAUGGGAUUGGGACGCAUUAUUUUCGGGAGAGUAUUGGGUUGUUGGCGGAGAUUAAGAAGAUUCCGCGGCCGGCGCUUCCGAGGCGGCCUCGUGAGUUUACGGAGGGAUGGUAUUAAUUGAUGAGGAUUGGAUUGGGUGUUGGGCGUAUAGAUUUGGUGAAAGGUUAUUUGGAAUGGGUUGGGAUAGAAAUGACAUGAAAAUUCGUAGAUUUGGUUGGGAAUCGAUAUCUGCUCAGGCGGAAAGUCAAAGGGUAAUUGCAG
Molecule: messenger RNA, 1101 nt
Organism: Annulohypoxylon maeteangense
Lineage: Eukaryota; Fungi; Ascomycota; Sordariomycetes; Xylariales; Hypoxylaceae
Exons: 2
Coding region: 67-957 (296 amino acids)
Source: RefSeq, a predicted model, not a curated record